AUGCAAGGCGUCCACCGCUACGGGCUGCUAGCUGAAGGCGGAGUAAGACUAGAAUUGACUCCAACCACCACCUCACCACUCUCCUUAGACGUGGCGGAGUCAACGGAGAUGCGUAUCCAGCGCCUAAUCUCUGAAAAUCCAGUGCUCAUCUUCAGCCGUCCUUCGUGCUGCAUGUGCCACGUCAUGAAACGCUUGCUCUUCACCAACGGCGUGCACCCCACCGUCAUCGAAUUGGAGGAGGACGAAAUCGGAGCUCUAAAUAACAAACAGGUCGCCGCCUCCGCCUCAGCCUCAGACUCAGCCGGCGGCGAUGGCGAAGUUGGAAGCGGAGGUGCACCGGCGUUAUACAUAGGAGGUGCACUUGUUGGUGGGUUUGAAAGUCUCCUGGCACUCCAUUUGAGCGGUCAGCUCGUGCCUAAGCUUAUUGAAGUUGGUGUUCUUGAAAAUAAUAUGGUAUUGUAA
This is a messenger RNA of Fraxinus pennsylvanica, 462 nucleotides long. The record is from the annotation of a GenBank genome assembly. NCBI's taxonomy places the organism in Eukaryota, Viridiplantae, Streptophyta, Magnoliopsida, Lamiales, Oleaceae.